Boleophthalmus pectinirostris (great blue-spotted mudskipper) is the source of this 5583-nucleotide messenger RNA. It is a transcript of the gene efna5b, whose product is annotated as ephrin-A5b. The record is from RefSeq and is a predicted model, not a curated record. Gene Ontology annotation, molecular function: ephrin receptor binding. Bases 575 to 1270 code for a protein of 231 amino acids. Gene Ontology annotation, cellular component: external side of plasma membrane; plasma membrane. The transcript has 5 exons. Gene Ontology annotation, biological process: ephrin receptor signaling pathway; regulation of cell-cell adhesion; regulation of actin cytoskeleton organization. Lineage: Eukaryota; Metazoa; Chordata; Actinopteri; Gobiiformes; Gobiidae.
ACAACGCACUGCUCCACGCACCGCACGCACAGAGGACUGAGCUUUUUUCUUUGCUACGUGUCGCGUAAUGGCUUAUAUAUGAGCGAGGACAACACGAGACGGACAUAAACAUCACCUUGGAUCAGCCACAGUCCGUGCACGCGGAUACGGACCCCUCCCCGCGCGUGACACCAGCUGCAGGAGCACAGGAGCAGGACUAACAGUGGACAGAGCAGGACCGCAGCGGGAGUGUAUGGCUUUAAAAAGUUACUGCGAGGACAUGGACAUCUGACGUGCGCCGCGUUUGUUUCUGUUUGUGCGAGACUGUGUUCAUCUGUGGACUUAGGUACGAGUGGAGCUCCGUGCGCGAGGACUGCACGCGCUCACUAUAGCUGGAGCUCUGUGUGUUCGCGACAGUCUGCUUUGACAACGCACGCACGCGGACGCCGUGAACAAGUGUCACCGAGUCCCGUGUGUCACUCCUCCGCUUUGUCUCGCGCUGCGGGCGGCUGUGUGACUGCCCACAGCGCGUGCCCAUGUGAACGAGAGUCGUCACCUGUCCCGUAAAAGAGCCGUCCCAGACCCGAGGAUAGUGAUGCUGGCAGUGGAGGUAGAGAUGGUGCUGUUCGCCUGUCUGCUGCUCUGGAUGUGUGUUUUCAGCCAGGAGCCCAGCUCCAAAGUGGUCGCCGACCGCUACGCAGUCUUCUGGAACCGGACAAAUGCCAGGUUCCAUCGCGGGGACUACCACAUCGACGUGUGCAUAAACGACUACCUGGAUGUGUACUGCCCCCACUACGAGGAGAGCGUCCCCGAGGAGCGCACAGAGAGAUACGUGCUCUACAUGGUCAACUACGAUGGCUACAGCACAUGCGACCACACGGCGAAGGGCUUCAAGCGCUGGGAGUGUAACAGGCCCCACUCCCCCAACGGGCCGCUCAAGUUCUCCGAGAAGUUCCAGCUCUUCACCCCCUUCUCCCUGGGCUUCGAGUUCAGACCGGGACGAGAAUACUACUACAUCUCAUCGACCAUCGCAGAGAACGGAAGGAAAACAUGCCUGAAGCUCAAAGUAUAUGUCCGACCAUCAAACACCUGUAUCAAAACUAUAGGUGUACAUGACCGCGUUUUUGAUGUAAACGACAAAGUAGACAAUACGUUAGAACCCCGAGACGACACCAGCCACGAAUCCGCCGAACCAUCUCGAAGCGAAGAAACAAACGCUGCGUCACAUCUCCGGAAGUCCUCUCUUCUGGCCGUGUUGUUGGCGUGCCUAGUGGCUCUCUACACUUUAUAGCGCCCCCCCUCGUUCCUGGAGGGGAAACUACACCUAGCGUGGCCUGAAUCUGCAGGGAAAGGGGCGGGAUUUGGGUGGAGCGUGUCAGCCUGAUUUGGAGAGUCAGAACAAGCUUCUCAUGGAACCCUUUUUUCCAACGUCAAAAAGAUAUUUAGAUGGUCUUUUUCUCCGUUCGCAAGUUGGAAGCGGGAGAGACAAUUCCCCCUCUUAAACCUUCAAACUAAGAUGCCAAAUGCCAUUUUUUGACACUUAGUGAUUCUUGUUUUCCCGUGACUUUUUUGACAUCCCUUUAUAUGUUUUGUGGCUGCAACAUUGACAUUUACCCAUCCCACAGUAGCGCGCAUACACACAAAUCACUCUUCACUAAUAAUAACCCAUAGCAUAGGAGAUUGUCAGUUGCAUAGAUACUAGCCGUGUUUCUCCGUAGGGAUGUACGGAUUUAGCUCUUUAAAAUGCCUGUAUAUACAUGUUAAAAAGUUAUCCCGAGACCUCUCUAGAAGCCUUUCACAAUGUACGUACUGUAUGAUGGAAGCCUGCUGCUUGGUACAAUGCUAUUUUUGCACCUCUAUUUCGCCAAUGCCAGAGCGGCACAAAGAAAUGAAAAGAAAAACUGGCUCCGAGCCGAGGUCACAGAUUGGAGCAGCAAUGAAGGACAUGCACCUUAAGAGAUGCAAACCGUAUGCGCUGUCCUCCCUUGAAUUGACUGUGCGUAUGUGUACGAUGAUAAGGUUCUUUUUAGCGAUUGAAACAGCAGAAGUUGAUCUUGUAAACUGUCUCGGCAAGCGUUCCGUGAUCUGCAGCCGGGAUGAUGGAUCGAUAUCUUUUGAAAGCUGAUCACACAAUUUCACUGCGUCUGUCGCAUUCAUUUUAGCUAACGUUUACCGGGCUGCUGUUUAUAUUAAAGGCGCACUGCAAAACUUUUCUGGUGGAGGGUCCGCUACUUGCUUGUCUCCAUGGAAAUGUAAUUGCUUUGGUAUGACAUUAAACAUAUACGUCUAGCAUUUAUUCAUCACGGGUGUUUCUUUUACUCAAAAAUACAAUAAUUCUUUUUGUGAAUAGAGGCGAUUGUCCACAGAUCUGAAUUGUAAUAUCGUGUAGUGCCGUAAUCUGUCUCCCUCAUUAUAGAAAGGUUUAAUCUAUACACUACUCCACCAGAAAAGUUGCGCAGUGCACCUUUAACACUUCAUAAACAUUAGCAUCCUCGGCUAAAACAGGUUAGAACCUAAUUGGACAGUUAAUAUUUUACUAGAAUGUUAAAUUAUAUGACCUUGCAGCACUGUAUUUUUGUAUUUUGUACUGUUUUAUGGACAGUAAAAUACAAGUUUUAUUAUAGAAGACAUCACAACAAUAGAACUAGAUAGUUAAUUGGUCAUAUUCAGAACUAAUAGUCCAUCGUUCACGAAAUGUAGUGUUUAGUAUCCGCGGUGAAUUUUAGCUUUAUGUAGUGUGGUCAGUUUUAUGAUAGCACUUAAACUUAAAGGAAUACACUGUGCUUUAAUUAUGUUUUAUUCCCAAUUACACUUACAGUUAGCAAAUCAACCCCCUUUUUAACGUGCCAACACAUACAUACAGUAUCUCGUAGUAUGUUAAUACAUUUAAAUAAGAAAAACAAGAAUCUGGUUAAAAUUAAGAAUGCAUGCUGGCAGUUUUUUUGAGAUUCUUUUCCAGUGAUUUUCAAAACCGAUUUUAAUGGAAAGCACUUAAUUCAUAUUUCAAUAUUUGGUCCUGACAGCAGUGCAAACAUAUAAUUAGUAUACAGUCAAAAUAAACUCUAAAUGAUCUAGGUCAAUGUGUUCCCGCAAAAAAUCUGUGCCAAAUAUGCAGAUUUUUAUUUAAUUUAAUGUUUUAAUGUAAAUAUAAUGAAAGUUUUAGGAUAUAUUGCGGAAAUUUUGGUCACCAGCUUCGUAAUACUUUGUAGCUAUUUUCUUACAAUUGAUUCAGAAGUCUACUAUAGUGGUCAGAGUCGUGUACUUAUUUGACGUUUUUAGCUUCUACUGUCUACAGUAUUGAAAUAUACAUGGCCUAUCUUUUUUUUUUUCUCAGUAUAACAUAGUAGAAAAGCCUGGAUAUCCAUUAGUUACAUGUCCACCUUUGGCUCCAAGAAAUACUAGUUUAGAUCUCUCUUUAAUGAGGUUCAAAAUGAUAGGCAUUUGGACCCCAUGUCGCGGCAAUGAGGGAGCGAACUCUGGUAUUAAAAAUAGAUGGUGGAAGGCUUGGGGGGGUCUCGGGAGGGGAGGGUGUAGAUUUCCAUCGUGUGGGGGGUUCAAGCACCAAUGACCUUGCAGAAUCUGUGAGCGAAGGAGAUGGAAAGAAUGAGAGAAGAGACACACACAGCCCCAUAUCGUAGUGCCUAAACUAAACUCAGCUAAACCCCACUGAAAAACCAUCCAAACACGACAAUAUCAUUCAAAGGCAAGCACGGUUUUUGUUUUGUUCCUUUUGUCUAGCUGCCUUUUUUUACCUAACAAUGGACUGCCUUCAACUUUUUCGCGGUUUUGGUUUUUGCUCUGCUCUAACAAUGCUAUCACAGCGGCAUGGAGGCUCAGCUGUGUGGUCCGUAACUGGAGAUGGCCAUUUUAAUGCGGUACUAAUUUCCAAGAGAUUACCACAGGGAACUCACCGAGAAUCAAAAUGGACGCUUGUCAGCCUCUUCGGAAAACCAGCUUUUUGAUUGUACACUAUUACGAUUACCAAUAUUUGCCAUUAUCACUAAUAUCACCAUGGUUUAUUCAACUGGGAAAUGAGGAUCAACUUUUUUAAGUGGAUACUGUGUAUCCUGAGGUAGUCAACCAUAAAACAAGUAGUAUUUAGGUUAGUAUCCGUUUUGUACCUUUCUGGAGGACAAAAGAAAAAAGAGACACGUAAUUGUUAAACUGUAUAAUUAUUAUUGUUAUGACUAUUAUUAUUAUUAGGAGAGGAUCUUGAUGUAAAUAGUGUUUGAUAUUAAAGUAUUAAUUUGGUUCUUAUGUCUUUUCUAAAAAAUGAUCAUGGUAUAUCCUCAAUGCCUACUAAACUUUAAUGAGCUAUUGUACAGUCGGGGAGCUGCACAUGGCGAAAGUGUGCAGAUGGUUUUGGACUUUUAGCCGAAGAGGGGCUCACCUGUUCCAUGUUUUCAAACCAACCUCCGCCAUCUUUUUCACUAAAGGACCCUGCCUUGAAAGGACACUCGGAACUGGGCCCGGAUUUGGGAUUUUUUCUACUUGUUUUGCCUUGAGUGUUUGGAAGCAUGUUGGGGCGGCUGGGAGCUACGCCGCGGAGUGGACUUAACAGAAGGGUCUUGUCAGUUUUCAUUUUGUGGCAUGCGCAUGAACUUAAUGACAUGUUUGGAGUUUUCAAAAUGAAGUGUUUUUUUUUUUUUUUUUUCCUUCUUCUGUUAUCCUUUAGGUUUUCAUGUUAGAUCACGUUAUGUGUGUGUGAGUUUUUGCAUCCCCCAUUUGAGUGGCGUUGUGACAAAAUGUACAUAACACGAAUCAUUGUAAAGUUCCAGAGAAGGUUUGGCCACUUGUAGUUAUUUUCUUACCGAUGACCUCUUUCUGUAUUCAUCUACUAAACACAUCUCCAGUCUGUCCUUCUUGAGUAUCCAUAGUUCACUCCCAAAAGUGAACGGGAGCGUAUACAUCAAUGUGUGGACUUGGUAAAAAAAAAAAAUUAUAUACAAAAAAAAUACAAAAAAAACAAACAAAACAUGUGAGUUCCUUGGAUUUCUUGUGUGUGUCUCAUUGCUGUCGCCGCGGUGAAUAGGAAGCAGCUACCCUCUUUGGCAAAGGAGAGUGUUUCCCAUGCCUUAGCUCUCGAGCCUCAACCCUGGCAGCCAUGAUUGUGAUUGUGUGUAGAAGCUUUCUGCCAUUUGUUGUUUUUACACUCAAUGGUUGCUGGCGUCCAAGAAGCUACAGACAGGGCCCUCCUCUAUCCCUACUUCUUUUUGAACAAACCUCAUUUACUUCUCCCUGUGGUGUAAGUCCGCGGAUGGGCAGAGUUCGGGGGGAUUAGCGCCUCUUGUUCUACCAAAUCCGACAGCGUAGUGCUAGCCUGGCGAUGCCCAUUCUCCGAGCGGUACUCAAAGGGCACUGCUCCCACUCCAUUCUGUGCGUCCAUUCUUCGUCCCCGUGCUUGUAUAACCUCGGCCACUCCACCCGCUGUUCCUACUUUUGUCCAAGUUUUGAACCCGACCCCCACUUUGCCAUUUGUGGGGGAAUGUUUUCUGAACCUGCUCUUUUACAGUAUAUAAACCACAAAAAUGACAAAAAUAUCUGUAUUUGUAUAUACACGUGUCUGAGCUACUAUGAGUAAUACAAUAAAAUGGAAAUACAUUG